Messenger RNA from Anneissia japonica, 2774 nucleotides. RefSeq names its product L-tryptophan decarboxylase-like. The record is from RefSeq and is a predicted model, not a curated record. NCBI's taxonomy places the organism in Eukaryota, Metazoa, Echinodermata, Crinoidea, Comatulida, Comatulidae. Gene Ontology annotation, molecular function: phosphatidylserine decarboxylase activity. Gene Ontology annotation, cellular component: mitochondrion. Gene Ontology annotation, biological process: phosphatidylethanolamine biosynthetic process. The coding region runs from base 102 to 1454 and encodes 450 amino acids. The transcript has a single exon.
CUUAAAUUGCGCAUGUACAAGUAAGCAAGAUUGCUUAUAAAAGUAGACAGGAUAGAUGGGAGUGCCUCAUUUAACAGAAAAACGAGCAGUAAGCCACAAUCAUGAGUUGUUCCAAGCCUUAUCGUGUUGGUCAAUGGCUUCCUUCGGACAAGAAAGUACUUGACAAAUGGUUAGCCAACUUGAUCAAAGAUGUCGAAGUUAAAUCUAAAGAUAAGUUAGAGCUGCUAAUGUCUGGUCAUCCACCAGCUGAAGAUGAAGCAAAAGCCAUGGGCGAACUUCGAUCUACAGCUACUUUGAGUGUUACAAACCUCCAUCUUCAUAAACCGGUUGAAGAUUUAAUGAACGCUAUUCUCACUGAUCCUGAGAUCAACAUGUUCUUUCAUCAAAUGUUCUGGCAACAGUAUUCACUUCCAAAUACUUCAGGAGUGAAAAUUCCGUCAUGGCAGCUUAUGAUUGUUAUAAUCGACCACAUCAUGACAACUGCUCCCGAAUAUAACAAAACCGGUUUGGUUGGCUUCCCCAUUAAUGUGAUCUUGAACUGGCCGAUGGCCACGACUGCUGGAUUUGCUGCUUUCUUGAACGACAAAGUCAACAGGUUGUUCAAGAAUAUUCUCAAUUACUGGGGCAUAUUUCUGUCCAGUCCAGAUUCUUGCUAUGUUUUGAGUAAAGAUCCUCGAAACGGUUGGUUUGGUGAGGACGCUAUGCUAGCAAUGCCAAACUUUGAGAAAGAGUUCAAAUGCAAUCCGAAGGCAGAACAUUAUGGUUUUAAGUCAUGGGAUGACUUCUUCACAAGAGAGUAUCGCCCUAGAAUUCGUCUAGUAGAAUCUCCAGACGAUGAUUACAUCGUUGCGAAUGCCUGUGAGUCGGCACCGUUCAAGAUAGCUACAGGCGUGAAACAGAGAGAUUUCUUUUGGAUAAAGAAACAACGAUACUCUUUGGAUUUCAUGCUGAACAUGGAUGGUCUGGCAAAGCAAUUUUAUGGUGGGACCGUUUACCAAGCGUUUCUUAGCGCCACCAGUUAUCACCGAUGGCACAGUCCUGUGUCGGGUACCAUUUACAAAACAGAACUUGUCGAUGGUUCAUAUUACUCGCAAACCCAUAAUAUCCAGGACGACCCUGCAGCACCCAACGAAUCACAGGGAUACCUGGCUCAGGUAGCUGCUCGAGGAAUCAUUUACAUUCAAGCUGACAACCCUGAUAUUGGCAUGAUGUGUUUUGUAUCAAUCGGUAUGUCAGAAGUGUCUUCCAACGAAAUCACUGUUAGGGAGAAUGAUAAAGUGAAGAAAGGCGACCAGCUGGGUAUGUUUCACUUUGGUGGCUCCACGCAUUGUCUGAUAUUCCGACCCGAAGUGAAAAUCGAGUUUGAUACGCGAGGUCAAACACCAGGUCUGCACGAUUUACACAAUAUUCCAGUUAAGGCUAAAAUCGCUACAGUAUUUCCAGCACGCAAGUAAGAGUGAGGAUUCUGGCUUAAACCUAUCGAGUUAGCCUAUUUUAAAGAAGUUUAAAUUCAUGAAAUUUAAGAAAUCCCAUUGAAAAUAACUCCAAUUCCGGGACUUUCAGAGUUUAUCUUUGCAUCUUAGUUUGUACCUACUGUUUUUAUGUUUUGCUCCUCUGUUUUUAUUAUUGUUUUCUAAUAGUUUUAUUUUUUUUUUUAAUAUGCUUUAUUUUCAUAUUCUUGGAAGAACAGCUGAUUUAUAAUAUUCUAAGAUUAAUUUAUAUCUGUAAGGGCGUAUACUUUGUAAUAGUGACUUUUUUUUCUUUUUAGUUUAUGUUUCUUUUGGGACUUUGGUAUUUUUGGUUGAAUUAUCUUUACUUUUUGAAGUUUAACUAAUAUAGGUAUUUUAGAUUGAUUUAUCUUAACUUAAUUGUGAUUACUUCAAGAAUGGAAUCUAUUAAAUUGAAAGAUUUUUAGUUUCAUUUAAUUUGGUUUUUUUUUUAAAGAGAUUUUGUUAUUUCUCAAAAUUAUUGACAUUUUAAGAUUGAUAUAUAAUACAAAGGACUUGAAACUUAUGAUUAAAAUUUAAAUUGAAUUUUAUUUUUUUAUUGCUUCAUUGCUCUUCUAAGAUUGUAGUGUUUCUCCUAAUUAUUAAUAAAGUAUUAUAGAGUACGGUAUUUUAAUAUUGAUUUGCAGUAGAGACUUGAAGAAUUAAUAAUAAACUGAAUAAUUCUUUAAUUUUCUUCAUUGUUCUAGUUGAUUUGUGGUAUGUCUCUUGAAUUAUUGAUAUUUUGAAAAAAUAAAUUGAUUUAUGGUAAUGGUAAUGGUUGGAGACUUAUAUAGCGAAAAGUACAUGGUCUCUAUGCGUUAAAGUUGAUUAAUAGUAAAACUGAUGUGAAGUUUUAAUAUUUCAAGAUUAAAUUUUAAAUUGAAUGAUGCUGGGUUUUUGUAUUGCUUCAUUUGGGUAUUUCUCUUAAAUUAUCUAAAGAUAUCUAGUCUAAGAUUGAGUUAUAUUAAAAAUGACUUGAAUAUUUUAAUGUGUUCAAUAAUAAAUUUUAUAUUGAAUGGUUUUAUGGGGGUUUUUUAAUUUACUUUAUUAUUCUUGUGGAAUUUUGGUAUUUUUCUUAUCGAUAUAUUGGAAAGUAAACUGAUUUAUAAUAUUUAUAACAUUGAUUGCUUUAUAAAAAUACUAAAACUUUAAAUAAUUUAAGAGUGAUUUUUAGGUUAUGGUGUUUUAAUAUUGUUUUACCGUGUAAAUGGGUUUAUAAAUAAUGUUUUGUGCUUUUGAGAUGCGUAAAUAAAACCAAAUUGAAUAGAGAUCUUUAUUUGUCUUAAA